Laccaria bicolor S238N-H82 is the source of this 354-nucleotide messenger RNA. RefSeq lists its product as uncharacterized. The coding region runs from base 1 to 354 and encodes 117 amino acids. NCBI's taxonomy places the organism in Eukaryota, Fungi, Basidiomycota, Agaricomycetes, Agaricales, Hydnangiaceae. The record is from RefSeq and is a predicted model, not a curated record. The transcript has 6 exons.
AUGGAAAUUACCCGCGGACUGAGUUUCGUUAUUGUUGUGAAUGUGGUAUGCCCUUACAUGAGUAUGGGCGAAAAUGGGGUGUCGAGGGAAAGGGUGAAAGCCAUCAUUGCUGAGCGCUCUUUAUGUCCGAAACGGCAAUGCCCUGAGUCCUCAACCGAGCGCGACGUCGUCCAAAUUUUCUACCCAGGCGCUACGAGUGUGAUAGAUACAUGCCCCCGUAUCUCGAAACAGUUAAAAUGUUCGCUCUGCUCUAAGCACACAUUUGUAGGAGGUGAUGACCCCAGCAGUGAGGAGCGCAAGGAGAACGAAGGACCAAACGAAGGCGCUGAUGAUGACGUGCUGAGCAUGACUUGA